GCCGGAGUGUCGCCAUUUGGAGUGAGCAGGCGUGCGUUUUAGCUCGGAGACGGAAUAAACAGGGUCCAAAUUGACCGGAGCUGCCCGCCUUUACUGGGGGGAGUUAAUCUGAUGCUGGUGCACCCCCUCCGAGUGGGGAAGACGCUGGCAUUCAGGCUGCUGCGGAGCUGAAAGAGGCGCCGCACCUUUGCGCAGCGGCCGCUCUUCAGCUGGAAGGUCUCCCUCUCCGUGCACAAAGGCAGCUGCCGGCGCGGACCGCGGACCGGCGCUCGCAGGCGUAAGAAGCCAUCCGCACCGUCGGGACGCUGACUCCGCACCGCCGAUCACAAUUUUAGGCUCCCGAUUGAGCGGCCCGCGCAGGUCACUGCGAGGAGGAGUAUGGAGAAACCGCACUCUGCUCUGAGGAAGACCCCUCACCUGCGGAAGCAGCAGAUCAGCAGGAUGGACUGGGAAGUAGGGGAGCCCAAGGCCAAACUGCAGAAGACCCCGACCAAGGACCAGUGCUGCCAGACAGAGCAGCAGCAUGAGGAUGGCGAGGCCACAGUGCCCGGCACAGACGCCGACGUGGGGCUCAAACCACCAGCGUUCUCCCUGGAGCCAGGUGACCCUCCACUCUUACAGCAGCAGCUUCAGACGUCCAAGUCUGGGAUCCAGCAGAUAAUUGAAUGCUUCCGCUCAGGAACGGCGCAGCUAAAGCACAUCCUGCUGAGGGAGGUGGACACCAUCUUUGAGUGUAAGCUCUGUCGCAGUCUUUUCCGCGGCUUGCCCAACCUCAUCACUCACAAGGAGUUCUACUGCUUCCCCAGCAUCCUGGACAUCAAUGACCCGCCUUCAGACAACAAGCAGAGCAAGGCCAUCAAGGAGCUUCUGGAGGCCAUCUACCCAAGGAAGGACCAGCCCGAGUACGUGGUGAGGCUGGAGCCCAUUGAGACCAACCAGAAUGCCGUCUUCCAGUUCCUCUCCAGGGAGGACAAUCAGGAGCCUGAGCCGGAGGCUGCCUGUCCCCCAGCCCCAGAGAUCAUUGCUGUCCAACCGACGGAGAGCCCACCAGGGGAGGUGGAAGAGCCGGCUGAGCCAGAGGCCCAGGAGGAGCCACCUUGCGAGAAAGAGGAGUCUCCUGCGCAAGAGGAGGUAGAGCUGGUGCCUCAAAGGGAGGAAAAUCAGGAGGAGGAGGAGGAGGAGGAGGAAGCCAUCACCGGUGGGGUGGAUGGUGUGAGGAUCUCCUGCUGCCUUUGUGGGAAGGAGUUCAAUUCACGGCGGGGUGUGAGGAGGCAUUGCCGCAAGGCGCACGAGAGUAAGCUGGAGGAGCUGCGCAAGUUCACCGAGACUCGCACACUGCCCCUCAGCCUGCUGUCCAUGGUGAAACGCCGGCCCCGCCGGGCCCCGGGGGCCGCUGGCCGCAGCUGCCCCAUGUGCCAGAAGUCAUUCGCCACCAAGGCCAACGUGCGGCGCCAUUUCGACGAAGUGCACCGUGGCCUCCGGCGUGACACCAUCACACCUGACAUCGCGACACGGCCCGGCCAACCGCUGUCGCUAGACGUGCCCAUUACCACCACGCGCCGCCACAAGGUGGCAUCAGAAUUCAGCCUCUCGGGCUGCCGCUGCCUGUUGUGCCAUAGGAAGUACAGCUCACAGGUCAUGCUCAAGCGACACAUGCGUAUCGUCCACAAGAUCCACACUCUGGAGAAUGGGCCCGGACCCAGCCCCGGAGUCAAGGUGAAGCAAGAGGCUCUGGAACGCAGUGACGUUGAGGUCCGGGUACCUCCGGGUGGACCCCCUGUCGCCCCGGAGAUGGAGAAGAAGCCAGCAGGCAUAAAGAAGAAACCCAAAAAGGAAGGAGAGGGCCCCAAAGCCCGCAGGUCCAAACUGGCAGUGGGCUUCGACUUUCGGCAGCUCUACUGCAAGCUCUGCAAGCGGCAGUUCACAUCCAGGCAGAACCUGACGAAGCACAUUGAGCUGCACACCGAUGGCACCGAGAUCUACAUCAAGUUUUACUGCUGCCCCAUCUGCAGCUACGAGUCACGGCGCAAGCGCGAUGUCAUCCGGCACAUCACCGUGGUGCACAAGAAGUCAUCCCGCUACUUGGCCAAGAUUGUGCCCACGCUGGAGACGAGGGCGGUCAAGAAGCCGGCCGAGCUGGUGCUGAACAGUGCCACACGCCGGGGCCCGCAUAGGGAGGAUGCCGAGGAACGACACGACCCUCCCCCGGCACCUCCCGCUGCCGCCAAUUUCCCCGCUGGCCGUAGGCAGGACGGCCAGCAGGGCGGCGCCGAGCUGAAGGUCACCAAGAACUUUGUGCUGCACACGUGUGACGUAUGUGGGCGCGCCUUCGCCAAAAAGCUCUACCUGGAGUCACACAAGCGCAGUCACCGCGCCAACAGCGGUCUCACGCCGGGAGACGACGGCCGAGCCAAAGGGCGCAGCACGCGCUCCAAAGCCUUACUCUGAUCCCCACAUGACUCGCACUGGAUUCUCAAACAGAAGAAAAAUAUCAGCAACCGAGGAAGCCACUCGCCAUAUAAGGAGGGGAUGGAUGGAUGGAUGGAUGGAAUGUUUGGGACUGAAUACGAGGCGAUGGAUAACUUCUCGAGUGCUGGUUGAAUUAAUAGGCAGAAUCCAGCGUCCUACGAUACAGAUAUUAAUGAAGUAGCAUUCCAGAUGGAUCCAUGCACUGCAAGUCUGAUAGAAUCAUGUCAUUUUAACUUUAGAGCUAUAUGACAACCGGGCUGUAACGUCAACAUUGUGGAAUUCCUUUGUAGAGUAAGCAUUAGUGCAGUAGUGUCACCCCAGAGUCCUGAAUGUAUGUGCUGUGUGUAUAAAUGGUCACGGCUGUGAGACCUGCGCCUCAGCAUCUGGGGAGGGGAGGGGAGGGGAGGGGAGGGGGGACCAAGCUUGUUAGCAUGAGCUUUUAGUGGUCAGAAACCCUCGACAGGCCGUGGAUCAGCGCGAGUGCUCUGAGCCAGUAGCAGAGCAAACACAUGGCCUCCCAUCUUGACUGGCAGCUCUGUGGUCCAAUCUUUUUCCAGAAUUGGUUUUCCUUGGCCAAUGGCAGAGGCACACUAGCCUGUGCCCAGUGGGUGGGAGGUAUUUCGAUUGUGGGCAACCUCUGUGAAUUUUGGGAUUCUCCACAAGUGCUAAAGGAAGUAUACAGACUGAAAUGUAUUGAAUAUGGAUUGGGCAUUGAAACUGUGGGCUUUGAAUAGAACUGCAGAAGUGUAUGUCCUCCAAUCAGACAAAUGCGAAAGAUUUAUUUAACUGUACAAAAUGAUUAUUUUUUUAAAAGAGGGAAAUAUUCUGGUAGAGGUUUUAUUUUGGAUUUCAGAAGGUGUUGACCAGGGUCGUGGUCAGAAGUCUAUUUAUGUGAACUAAUAUGGCAGCACUUGGUUUGAAGCAUCUAUAUUUUUACCUUCAGAUGUUACCCUGUAAAUAUCAUAUCCCCCUCGAAAGCUUUACCACUGAAUCUAAGCAGUACUUACCAGGUGUGUAAGGGGAGGUCUGAUCUCUCUUAGAUUGGGAGUUUUGUGUGACUUGCAGGGAGUUAAGGCACGUGUAAGGGAACUUUUGUGUGUGUGUGUGUGUGUGUGUGUGUGUGUGUGUGUGUGCUGACUCUGCUUGGUCUUCAUGAUAUUUGUCUCGUAUCUGUUCAUCUGUUCAUAUCGAAGAAUCUGCAGUAUCCAUUAUUUCCCAGCUUAUUCCUGGAAGAGAGAAGCCUGGUUUGUUUUUACUUUCUCUCUUCGGACAGAGAACUGAAGACACGAUCAUAAACUGCUGGGUCUGUUUUACUAGUUGUGACCUUCCUUUGAUCAGCGAGUCAGACUUCAAUAUUCUCCUCUAAUUAAAUCCCAUUCCUACUGAAUUCCUGUUUAACAUGACAUGAAAUAACCUGGAAAUGUUUAAGCAACGAAACGCCACUUGGAUUUUUCAGUCCGUGCUAUGGAAGAGAUCUGUGAUCGAACCUUACGAUGAAAUGUAGCUUGAUGGUGUCAGGUGAGUGUGUGUGAAGAACAUGGUAUCGUGACCGGACCUCGGAGAUCCUUCUGGUCACGCCUCUCUCCCCAUGUCCUACAAACCCACAUCGCCGUUGGCUGGUGGAAGUUCCCUACUCCGGCUGCUAUGAGGUGGAGCAUGUUUUAAACAUGUCAGAAGCGCAUUCUUUCCACUCCGGUGGUGUCAGGUCAGGUCCAUGGUGUUUGGAAACUUUCACUUUUAUGUUUCACUCAUCUGGCUUCCCCCAAAUGUACCCUCAGUUCUCACACCAUUGGAAUCUUUCAUUUUUAUUUAAAACUGCUUGAGAGUCUCCAAUUAGAGCAGAGAAAGUCUAGUCCUUCUGUCCUGUACUACUAAACCAAUGUAACUAAUGGGAAAGAAGUCAUAGAUUGUUGCUUGUUACUGUCUAGAUGAAUGUAAUUUGCUGGAUGCACUGUUUGUCAAUAAUAAACUAAAAGGCUGUCA
This is a messenger RNA of Brienomyrus brachyistius, 4452 nucleotides long. RefSeq names its product zinc finger protein 800a (gene znf800a). The transcript is spliced from 7 exons. Lineage: Eukaryota; Metazoa; Chordata; Actinopteri; Osteoglossiformes; Mormyridae. Bases 379 to 2448 code for a protein of 689 amino acids. The record is from RefSeq and is a predicted model, not a curated record.